UGGACUGGCCGCCUCUCACCCGUUAACCAUGAAACCAGCCCUCCCUCCCCCCGCCCUGCGACCAUGCACGGGUGAACGGGUAUGGAUGAUGGAUAGAUGGUUGCAUCUUUGCUCCAUCAGAUUGGGGCGCUUGAUGGGGGAGCGCUAACCCGUACCAAGAUGGCGAUGGUAUUGCCGCAACGUUCCGAUCAACAGCAGUAGGCAAGUUGACAUCGCCGGGUAUAUGCAUGGGUGCUUCUGUUUUAUUUACCGACAAUAUAGACAAAAACAAACAAACAAACGUCUCUCGGAGCCAUGCGAGUGUCAGGUUGACGUUUCAUUGACUUUUUUCUCUCUGUAAAAAAAAUCCCCCUCCGCAUGUGCUAGAAUUGAGAGCUGCAGCGUUUCCAGUAACGAGCGAAAAGCCUCGUUAUUCUAACAGCAGUGAGAUUUAGCUUCAAAAUGGGACUAAAUCUGGCGUCAUUGAAGGCAUAUAGAGUGAAGCCAUGGAAAGCCGACAUUGAAAAGACUGUCCAAUUCAGAAGAAUACUGAAGAAUGAAAUUGUGCAUUUUUUCACAUAUUUGGAUUCUAUAUUGCAGACAAGCAGAAGUAUUGAUCAACAGUGAAGUACCUAAGCAGCACUGGUUCAUCACUGCAAUAGAACUGUUCCGUCUGUGGCCGUGACAUUGCAUUAAUUGAUUGCAUUGGACUAAGCACACAGGUGCUGUGACGCAUCUCUUCAGUGCUGUUAUAAAUACAGAUGCAAUCGUCAGUUCUCUGAGGAAGAGACAAUAAUAUUCUGCAAAGAAAACGUGGUAAAUUUGAACUUUUUUUUUUUUUAUUUAGUCCCGUGCUGUUGGACAACACAGCAGAAGACAGAAGAACUUGGUUUUGAGCUUCUCAACAUGCCUCGCAAUCAAGCUUUUUCUGAACCAGAGUACUCUGUAGAGUACUCUGCAGACUGCUCUGUGACAUUGCCCUCUGAUCCUGGGCAGGCUGUUGGGCGAACACAUGAGGUUACAGUUCGAAAUUCUGGAUCCUGCCUCUGCCUGCCACGGUUUAUGCGCCUCACAUUUGCACCUGAGUCUUUGGAGAAUCUCUACCAGACCUAUUUCAGAAGACAGAGACAUGAAACACUUUUGGUGCUUGUUGUGUUUGCUGCUCUUUUUGAUAGUUACAUUCUCAUCAUGUGUGCAGUGGUUUACACCACAGAGAAGCUUGCUUCCGUUUCUGUGGCAUCUAUGGGAUUAGCAGGAGAUAUCAUUCUCUACCUGCUAUGCCGUUUUGGGCUGUUACCGGACCGAAUCUCCAGGCGUAUUGUGCCCUAUUCUCUCUGGGUCCUUAUUGCAGUGCAGAUAUUUUGUCACUUGGGUCUAAACUAUGCUCGGUUCCACCAGGCCAGUGACACAGUGGGUUGGCAGGCCUUCUUCAGCUUUUCUUUUUUCCUCACUCUCCCUUUGAGACUGACACCUAUUGUGCUUAUUACUACUGUAUCCUGUGGGGUCCACACGCUGGUUCUUGGAGUCACCAUCGCUCAGCAACAGCAGGAGAACAUCCAGGGGUCAACACUUGCCAGACAGCUGCUGGCCAACAUUAUGAUCUAUAUGUGCGCCAUCCUUGUGGGUGUCACCUCGUACUACAUGGCUGACCGGAAGCAUCGAAAGGCUUUUCUGGAGGCAAGACAGUCACUGGAGGUUAAACUUAACCUGGAGGAGCAAAGCCAGCAACAGGAACGUCUCCUACUCUCCAUUCUUCCGAAGCACAUUGCAGAUGAGAUGCUUAAAGAUAUGAAGAAGGAGCCUAGCCAAAAGGAAAUGCAACAGUUCAACACCAUGUACAUGUAUAGGCAUGAAAAUGUCAGUAUUUUGUUUGCAGACAUUGUGGGAUUCACGCAGCUUUCAUCAUCUUGCAGUGCCCAGGAGCUGGUGAAAUUGCUCAAUGAGCUCUUUGCACGCUUUGACAAGUUGGCUGCAAAAUAUCAUCAGCUGAGGAUCAAGAUUCUGGGAGACUGCUAUUACUGCAUCUGUGGACUUCCAGAAUACAGGGAGGACCAUGCUGCCUGUUCCAUCAAGAUGGGUCUGGCUAUGGUAGAUGCUAUCUCGUAUGUUCGAGAGAAAACUCAAACCAAUGUUGACAUGAGGGUUGGAGUGCACAGUGGGACAGUCCUUGGUGGAGUGCUGGGACAGAAGCGUUGGCAGUAUGAUGUUUGGUCAACAGACGUCACAGUAGCCAACAAAAUGGAAGCUGGAGGCAUUCCAGGUCGUGUUCACAUCUCACAAAGUACUAUGGAGUGUCUUCAUGGAGAAUUUGAUGUGGAGCCAGGAAAUGGAGGUGAUCGCUGUGACUACUUGAGGGAGAGAGGUAUUGAGACCUACCUCGUGGCUGUUCCUAAAGUUCAUCUGGGAAAAAGUGGAAUCAGUCCUGUGAAGCUUUCAGUAUCCUCUUCUAAUGGAAAUUCCCCACUAUUAAUCAACACAACAGACUGUAAUGGCAGUGUGGAGGCAACCUGCAACAAAGCACCUGAGGAACCAGAAGAGUUGGACACAAGGGUUGUGAAUCCCUCUUUCCCAAAUCCAAGGAGAAGGCUUCGGCUGCGGGAUCUGGCUGAAAGGGUGAUUGAUGCUCAAGAGAAUGAGCAAGAGCUCAACAAACUGCUUAAUGAGGCUUUGUUGGAGAGAGAGACAGUUCAAGCUCUGAAGGGAAAACACACCAACAGGCUUUCCUUGAGGUUUGUGGAUCCAGACCUGGAGGUUCGUUUCUCUGUUGAGAAGGAGAAGCAGAGUGGUGCUGCCUUCUGUUGCUCUUGUGCUGUCCUUCUCUUUACUACAGUGAUGGAGGCACUUAUAGAUCCCAGGCUAAUUAUAAACUACAUCACAUUCGCAGUGGGAGAAACUUUGCUGCUUAUCCUGACAAUCUGCUCUCUUGCUGCCAUCUUUCCUGGAGUCUUUCCCAAAAAGUUGGUGUAUUUCUCAACCUGGAUUGACCACACCCGUUGGGCUAGAAACACCUGGGCCAUGGCAGCUAUUUUCAUCUUAACCAUGGCAGACCUUCUAGAUAUGCUCAGUUGUGCAGCUCGUGUCCCAGAUUCAGGCAGCACCACAGUGGCUCCAUUUUUGUCCACAUCUUCACAGUCCAGCCUUGGAGGGUGCCUGAACAAUCCUAAAUAUUACAGCUUUAUUGCUGUGCUUGCGCUAAUCGCCACCACCAUGCUUGUUCAGGUCAGUCACAUGGUGAAGCUUACACUGAUGCUACUCAUAACAGCAACAACUGGCAUCGUUAACAUCUACAGUUGGAAAGACAUCUUUGACCACUACGACAUUGUCCGCUUCCAAGAAUACAGCUCGGGCAUGGUUCCCUCCAAGUUCACAAUGACAGUUAUGAUCUUCAUGAUGAUGGUCAGCUUCUAUUACUUCUCCAGACAUGUGGAGAAACUUGCUCGCACUCUUUUCUUGUGGAAGAUAGAAGUCCAUGAACAGAAGGAAAAAGUAUAUGAAAUGAGGCGCUGGAAUGAAGCACUAGUAACAAACAUGCUACCUGAACAUGUGGCUCGACAUUUCCUGGGUUCCAAGAAAAGGGAUGAGGAAUUGUACAGCCAGUCAUACGAUGAGAUUGGUGUUAUGUUUGCUUCGAUUCCCAACUUCUCUGACUUUUACACAGAAGAGAGCAUCAAUAAUGGUGGCAUUGAAUGCCUACGGUUUCUCAACGAGAUCAUCUCAGACUUUGAUAGUCUGCUGGAUGAGCCUAAAUUCCGCUACAUAACAAAAAUCAAGACCAUUGGGAGCACCUAUAUGGCAGCAUCAGGUGUCACCUCUGAUGUCAACGAUGGUUACAUUUGCAUGAAGAAGGAAGAGCAGUCUGACAGAGAGCGCUGGCAGCACCUUGCAGACUUGGCUGAUUUUGCUCUGGCCAUGAAAGUGACACUAAUGAAUAUCAACUACCAGUCUUUCAACAACUUUAUGCUACGCAUUGGCUUGAACAAAGGAGGAGUGCUAGCUGGUGUCAUUGGUGCCCGGAAACCCCACUAUGACAUCUGGGGAAACACUGUGAAUGUGGCGAGUCGUAUGGAGUCCACAGGGGUGAUGGGAAACAUCCAGGUAGUGGAGGACUGCUACAAUAUUUUGAAGGAGUAUGGCUUCCGCUUUGUGAGAAGAGGACCUAUCUUUGUGAAGGGAAAGGGGGAAUUGCUCACCUAUUUUCUUAAAGGAAAAGAUAAACAAGGCUCCUUUAUUAAUGGUUCAUCUGUCACUUUGCCACACCAAGUGGUAGACAGUUAAAGUCCUCAUGUUUUUAGACAAACACUUUCUGUUCCAUCCCUUUGUGCAGUGUCAGCCCUCUGUCCAAGGUAAAUUUCUCCCAAGGGAGAGAAAUAAAGAGACGUUAACAUGACUUUUAAAAGCCACAUCUAUAGUUUUUUGAAUGCUACAACAGGAAAGGGAGAAACCAUUUGGUUACAAAGAUGUAUUUAAAAGGUGUUGAAGGCCGUGAUUUAAAGAUGUUUACAAAUAAUGUCUGCAACUCAUUAUUUGAAUUCAUUUUGCUUUUAAUUUUGAAAAGUUAAAAAGAUUGAUGUCCACAUAGUCCACGUUUUAUGCAAAUUUCAAGUUGACUUACAUUAUUCACAACAAUAUUGAAUACGAAAGGCAGUUAGUCAUACCAUGCAUAGUUUAAACUGCACAUUCAAAUGCUGUUUAAAAAGACAACUUAUUUUUAUUGUUGGAAUCAGUUAUGAUUAGAGAAGUAUUAACGCUGCAGGAGCAUAUGGUAUGCCCAGAUUUUUCUAGGAUCAGAUUUUAAAAAUAGGCUCAUCACCUGAAAUUUAUGCCAAUACAAAAAUGUUUUGAACUGUUUGCCAACUUGUAUUUGGUGCUCGUCUUUAAAGCACUGAACAUGUUUAAACAUCGUGCAUAAGGACUGGAACAGAGUUUUUUCUUAUACAUUGCUCAUGUCAAUGAUGAGCUGUAAGCCCUGCUCCUUUGAACAAGAUCUUUUUCCCUAUUACAAUACCACUAAUGACUUGCCCUCCCCACACUGAAGAUUGUACACCUCCAGAUGUGUGAAUGUUUAGCCUGUAUGUUGGCGCAUUAGUUAUAGAGUGCAUCCUGGCUUUAUUCUCUCAAGCCCUCUCAAGAAAAAUAGUGGUCACCAUGCUGAAAAGGUGUCUUUGAGGAACCCAGCCAAUAAACCUGCAUCAGUUACACCACUGAUGUCAAGAAAAGUCUCCAAAUGUUCCAGCAAACUAUUGUGCUGCCAAAUUCACCACAAGAUAAGGUAAGAGUAUAUGAAUCAAGCAGUACCUGUCACAGCUCUUGGUGCAGGAUCACUUUGGUUUUAGUGUUGAAUUCAGUUAUAGCUCAAAGAUGCUGCACUAAUCCAUUUCUGUGAGUCACUUUGUUCUGGUGGACAAGCAAGUACACUUAUUCAUACUUUUCCUGUUAUAGUUGAACAGCUUUAUUACACUCAGAGAUAUAAAGUUGUCACUACAGCCUCUUAGGGUGAUAAUGUGUGCCAUCUACUUAGUAGAGAAGAUAAAAGGAACCAAACAAGGUAAAAUGUCGUUUUUCAACUUCUGCUCAUGUUCUGACAUGUAGUUUUCUUCAUCCAUACCUUUGACACUAUACUCUGACUUGGACUUUGGCAGAAUCAGGUGGAAUAGUACAGAUGACGACAUUUACAACACAUGAUUUCUAAUCAGGUAGAUAGUAAGGUAUGAAUAAGGCCUUACUCUGAUAUAGCAGUUAUGUGCUUCAGGCUGCCCAGGCAAACUGCUUUGUUAAAUGGUAAAUAGCCUGUACUUGUAUGGUGCUUUGAGUCAAGAGGACCCCAAAGUGCUUCACACUACAUUCAGUCACUCACGCAUUCACACACUGACGGUGGUAAGCUACAUUUGUUGCCACAGCUGCACUGGGGGCAGACUGACAAAAGUGAGGCUGCUAUACAACGUGCCCUAUGACCACCAUCAAGGCAAAGCAGGUGAGGUGUCUUACCCAAGGACACAAUGACUGAGACGGUUGGAGCGGGGGUUGAACCAGCAAUCCGCCAGUUACAGGACAAACUCCCUAGCACCUGCGCCGCUGUUGCCACACAGAUUAAUCAAAGUCUGUAUUCAGUCUUGUUUUUCCUCUAAUAAAUGGUCCAUAAUUAUUCUGAAUCGCGUCCUUUUAUAUUUGUAGUCAUUUACAGAUUGUGUUUUGACCAGGUCAUCAACAGCACAUGAGCACAAUAGUGGACUAUACUGUUAUGGAAAUAUAUAAUAAUUUUUCGUGUAUUUUUUAAAGCAGUAAAAGUUACCUAAAUUCUCAUCAUUAGAUCACAAUUUAGCUUUUUCAUUCAAGCUUUUGUACAUACCAGGCACAAAGAAGCACGGGAGGUUUUAUGGGGGACCUUUCAAAAUGGUACACGGUUUGAAAGCUUUUUUUUGGUUCUUAAUGUUUAUUUCGGUUAACUCCUAAGAAAACACCUGGGCUACUAGUUAAAAGUUAGUUCCUGAAGUUGGCAUGGGAGAACGGGCCUGCGCCUGGAGAUUGAAUGUCUGCAGAGACUUUACCCCUCCUCGGACAUUUCGGGAGGGGCCACUCAGUCUAAUUAAAAUUAGGCUCCUGGGCUGCAUCGAGCAGACAAUAGCUUACAAACGCUUGGAACAGACUUCGGGUUAUAUUACAUGAGCUGUAAGAUUACGUUGUGUUGUCUCCCUUUUUAAUUCCAGUUGUAAUAAAUAUGAGUAUAUUUUAAGUG
Molecule: messenger RNA, 6712 nt
Organism: Fundulus heteroclitus (mummichog)
Lineage: Eukaryota; Metazoa; Chordata; Actinopteri; Cyprinodontiformes; Fundulidae
Gene: adcy3a
Product: adenylate cyclase 3a
Exons: 21
Coding region: 886-4254 (1122 amino acids)
Biological process (GO): adenylate cyclase-activating G protein-coupled receptor signaling pathway; cAMP biosynthetic process; intracellular signal transduction
Cellular component (GO): plasma membrane
Molecular function (GO): adenylate cyclase activity
Source: RefSeq, a predicted model, not a curated record